Quercus lobata is the source of this 1496-nucleotide messenger RNA. RefSeq names its product Protein phosphatase 2C family protein. The coding region runs from base 195 to 1172 and encodes 325 amino acids. Gene Ontology annotation, molecular function: protein serine/threonine phosphatase activity. Gene Ontology annotation, biological process: protein dephosphorylation. The transcript is spliced from 10 exons. The record is from RefSeq and is a predicted model, not a curated record. Lineage: Eukaryota; Viridiplantae; Streptophyta; Magnoliopsida; Fagales; Fagaceae.
UAUCUGAUUUCAGAUUACAAGAUUAUGUUCAUUCUUCAGACACUCAUUUCUUCAUAGAAUUCACGCUGUUCAGUGUUCCCGCGCUCCCUUCUCCCACUCCUGGAGACUAUCUUCUUCUUCUUCUCUUUAAAGUGUAAACCUUCAAAUUACACAAAACCAAAAAAGAAAUUCAAUUUUCUCUGUAACCAAACGCAAUGAGUGAGACCGAGAGUCCCAAGGCUGAGCCUAGCGCUAACUCUAACCCUAACCACAAGCGCGGAAGCAAUUCUUCCGAGGACCAGGCCGAUGGCGGCGGCGUUGUGAAAAAGUUGAAAACGGAGCGAUUUUUCGAGAUCGAAGCUGAUGCGGCGGAGGACAAGGGCUCGAGGCACACCAUGGAGGAUACUUCGGUUGUGCUUCUGGACGCCACCGCCGAUUCUCCCUCGAACUUGAGGUGUGCACAUUUUGCGAUCUAUGAUGGACAUGGAGGUCGAUUAGCUGCAGAGUAUACUCAAAAGCAUUUGCAUGCAAAUGUUCUUUCGGCUGGCUUACCACGUGAGUUGUUGGAUGUAAAAGCAGCUAAAAGAGCUAUACUUGAUGGUUUUCGGAAAACUGAUGAAUAUCUUCUUCAAGAAAGUGUUUCAGGGGGAUGGCAGGAUGGUGCAACUGCUGUUUGUGUUUGGGUAUUAGGAGAAACAGUUUUCGUUGCUAAUGUUGGGGAUGCAAAAGCGGUGGUUGCACGAUCAUCUACUGUUGAUGGAUUGCAGAAUCAGACAGAUGGAGAAAGUCAGCUGAAGGCCAUUGUUUUGACUAGGGAACACAAAGCCAUCUAUCCACAGGAGCGUGCUCGCAUUCAGAAGGCAGGUGGUGCAGUAAGUUCAAAUGGGCGAUUGCAAGGGCGCCUGGAAGUUUCUCGGGCCUUUGGAGAUCGCCAGUUCAAAAAGGUGGGUGUUGUUGCAACCCCAGAAAUUCAUUCUUUUGACCUCACAAAUAGAGAGCACUUCAUCAUUCUUGGUUGUGAUGGCCUCUGGGGGGUAUUUGGACCAAGUGAUGCCGUUGAUUUUGUUCAUAAAUUAUUGAAGGAGGGUUUGCCUGUCACCACUGUGAGCCGUCGUCUUGUGAAGGAAGCUGUUCGUGAGCGGCGCUGUAAAGACAACUGCACUGCAAUUGUGAUCGCUUUCAGGCACAAGUAAUUCCAAGGGCCCCAACUUUGUUCUAAAAGGAGUAUUUCACUAUCGAUCACGUUGAGGUUUUGUUAAAUUGUUAAGCUCCUUGCGUUUCUCAUGUGUUGUCGUACUGUCAAAUAUUUUGAUGAGUUGCUCAGUUUUGCAUACCAAGUAGGUAGAAUUAGACUCUGGGCAUUGUUGUGAAGCCAACACACUAUUCACAAGUUGAAAUAUGCAUAAGAUGUGUAACAGUUUAAAUGGGUGUGGUUGUAUAACAAUUGCAAUGUCUUCUAAGAAUUUGUAGCUCUAACAUGGUAUCCUGAAUGUUGGUAUCUAAUAUGUUUUUCUUCC